CGACAUGUAUUGAACUGUAGUUUUCUUGAUACGACUGUAUGAAAUAAUACAGAAGAGAUCGAAACGGCGUCGUGUUAAGCUGAUUCGUGGGCUUCUUUUUAACAAAGUCAGCGUUGUUUUUUUCAGUCUCUAGAUAGCGAAACUGAGAGAUGACGACGGCGUCGUUCAGGUGGAUUUUGCAGCUACACAGAGAUGUACCAAAAGCAGCUCGAUUCUACGCGCAAGGUCUCGAUUUCUCCGUCAACGUCGUCACAUUACGUUGGGCUGAGCUUCAGUCUGGUCCUCUUAAGCUAGCUCUUAUGCAAUCUCCCAGCGACCAUGUGGUGAGUGAGAAGGGGUACUCUUCGUUACUAUCGUUCACUGUGACAGACAUUAAUACAUCAAUCUCUAAACUUAUGGAACUAGGAGCGGAGCUCGAUGGCUCUAUUAAAUACGAAGUCCAUGGCAAGGUUGCAUCUGUGAGAUGUCUCGACGGUCAUGUGCUCGGCCUCUAUGAACCUUCUUAGGUUUUUAUCAGUUCGUGAGUGUACUUUGUUACGGGUAAUUCCUAUUGGACCGCCGAUCAAUAAACUAGAUGGCUGAUAUGUACUAGUAGCCCAGCAAAAAUCAAAGUAGUGCAUUUCUUAUUUUGAAAUAUGAACAAAAUGCUCUUGAAACAA
This is a messenger RNA of Raphanus sativus (radish), 659 nucleotides long. RefSeq lists its product as uncharacterized. NCBI's taxonomy places the organism in Eukaryota, Viridiplantae, Streptophyta, Magnoliopsida, Brassicales, Brassicaceae. Bases 150 to 506 code for a protein of 118 amino acids. The transcript is spliced from 3 exons. The record is from RefSeq and is a predicted model, not a curated record.